GUUGGAAUACUCCUUGAUGUAUCACCGAUUCAACCGGUUGGAAACAACUCUUUCAAAAGAGAUGUUGCAAUAAUGGAUAACACGUGGAUCAUUAUCAAAUUAACUGUUUGGAAUGAUUAUGUUCAUGUCUUCGGAGAUGGACCAUUUGACUAUGGGAAACAACAUUCAAUUGUUGUCGCAUGUGGGCUUCAUCUGAAAAAUUACCACGGGGUAUAUCUUACGACCGGCUAUUACAGCAGAAUAUACUUAAAUACAGAGAACAAAUUUACCAGUUUAUUAUCUGCAUGGUAUGACACCGAGAAACUGGCACAGAAACGGGUUGCGGCUUUCCGCUCAUGUCCAUUUGCAAUGCAUUCAUCAAUUGCAGUUUAUAAUGCCAUUCGUACUCGGAUAUCUAAAUUACCUACUAUAACGAGUGUAAAUAACUAUAAACCUUUUCAAUUUGUUUAUUAGUGGAAUUAUCAA
Molecule: messenger RNA, 465 nt
Organism: Beta vulgaris subsp. vulgaris (sugar beet)
Lineage: Eukaryota; Viridiplantae; Streptophyta; Magnoliopsida; Caryophyllales; Amaranthaceae
Exons: 4
Coding region: 73-453 (126 amino acids)
Source: RefSeq, a predicted model, not a curated record